CUUUUGCUGGUGGUCUACUUGUUAAACCAGACCAUAGUUGUGAAUUUAACAAUUGAAAUCUAUCGUGAAAUUGAGUUUUAUGGAUUCGUUGCAGGUUACAAGUUACAACAAUGUCUUUCAUAACAACGCCCCGACGGCACCACUUUCCGUUUCCGAUUAAACAGGUCACUCUUGACGUCCCUAUUCAGUUGAAGUUUCUAUUCCCGUCAGCAGAACCAUUGCAUAGCCCAUUGGAAUCACGUUUUCUAGAUGAAUUCGACCAAAUUGAGCUACUCAGCAAAGGAGCAUUCGGCCAUGUUUACGAGGCUAAAAAGAAUAUGGAGAACAAGAAAUACGCUGUCAAGUGCAUUAAACUCGGAAAAAAUGACGAAGAAAUGGCGGAAGUUACGAGAGAAGUUGAGGUAUUGUCAGGCAUAAAACAUCAUAAUAUUGUGUCCUACUACACUUCAUGGUGGGAGAAUCAUCCGCCUCCAGAAUGGCAGGAUAAUAAUCGGGACGAGGAAAACAGUGGCUAUUCCAGUGAAAGUGACGAAAUCAUUUUUGAUUCAAAACGUCUCGAAGAGGCGAAUCAGCUUUACGGAAAUGAUUCUGUUGAAUCUCAGUCGGAUGAUUUGGCAUUGUCGUCCGAGACAAAAAAUACUACUGAUACUAACCAGGAUGUUUCUUGUCAUGCUGGAGCAACAUCACAAGAUACGGAAUUGUCAGUCCACCCAGCGCAAAAUUACACUUAUCUUUUCAUCCAAAUGGAACUGUGCCAAAAAGAAAAUUUGGGUGAUUGGUUAGACUUCCGACAGCCAGCAGAAUUGAAAGUUUACCAAAUGUUUCGGGAAAUUUUGUCAGCAGUGAAAUAUCUCCACAGCCAGAAUUUGGCCCAUCGCGAUUUGAAACCCAAUAACAUUUUCUUCGAUUUCGAUUGGUCGAUUAAAGUUGGGGAUUUUGGUUUGAGUAAAAAAAUGACUACGGAUCUGGGUUCCCAAUCCGCCAGUUUAGCCAUUGAACAAACACAAUCGAACAGGUUCGAUCCCCACACCAAUUAUGUUGGCACUAAACCUUACAUGGCACCUGAGCAAGAGAAUUCCCGGACGUACAAUCAUAAAGUGGAUGUCUAUGCCUUAGCUAUAAUCCUCUUCGAAAUGAAGAUGGAUCCAUUCAAAACUGACUCUGAGCGUGCAACUUCCAUUCACAAAUUGAAGUCCUUCCAGCUUCCGUACAACUUUGAACCUGACACUAAUUUGAAGGAGCUACUCUAUUCUAUGCUGUCUGUUGAUCCAGAUAAACGGCCGGAAGUCAAAGACAUCCUUUUAGAGUAUUUCCCCAAAGACGUUAAACAGUCCAAUUCUCGUCCGGUUAAGCCACGUAAUGCACCCUCACCCGCACUCGCACCAAUGCGACAUGCUGGUGAUGUCUUCCAUUCAAAAUUGUUGACGCUGUUCUUGAGUCGAGGUAUUCGACGUGGCUAUCAAUUUCAACUGGGAGCUGACAUGCCCGGAUUGGGUGGUAAAUUUGACGACUUAAUUUUCAAGUAUUGCGUCAAUUCUUCGAAUGCUAUGAACCCCAGCUGGCGUUAUCGAUUUGUGCAGAUCAAGUACAAGCAAGACGAAGCGUCUAAGAUAACAGCAAUCCAACUGCUCAAUAAAAAUUUAGGUGAUUUUAGCUUGGCGAAAUAUUUUCGCUCGUACCUUCACAUAACAAGAGCAGGAUAUGAUAUCCACGACUGCCUUAUUUGCACAAAUGUUGGCUUUAAUGUGAAUAAUUUAAUCACGAGCGGCCUUCGGCUAGUCACCGUCAAUCCUUCAGACAAAAUCUUAACUUUUAAAAAUCCGUCAAGAGGACAGAAAUCUGCUUCCUACCGACUACAAAUCACACCCCGUUUACGUCAAAAGCUCACCGCAAAUUGGUCAGAGAUUCACUUGUUGGCUGAAACUUUGGUCCGCUACGCCCAAACUAACAAAUCUCUUGCAUUGUCCCUUGACAUAUUUAAACACAAUCACGUUGCUUUGAUCAACGAAAGAGUAAUCGAUUUGGAAACAAAAAAAAUUCAUUUAGAUUUUCUAAAUGAUGCAAAUUUGUCAUCUGGUGCUAAGCACCUACGUCAGAUCAUCUUUGAAUUGAAGAUCAAAGAGGAAGAUUUGGUCAAGUGGAAAUUUAAACUCGGCGCCAACUUUGGGAAAGGUAACAAAAGCGCAGUUGAUUAUUUGCCACAUACGGUCACAGACGAAGAAAUUGAUGGAUUUUUCGACAAGCUCGUCUUUGCUGUUGACAUGCCCAACAUAGCCAAACUGGAUCAAAUCCUAACUGACGAGAUUGGUCAACAUUUUAAAUUACUCGGACCUCACAUGCUUCAAUCAGUAUGGGAGCUGUCGCAUCGGAAAUUCCUAUCGUCGGAAGAUGGACAAAAACUGAUGGAAGAAAACAAACAAGCCAUGAUUUUUAUUCAUUUAAAUGCGAUUUCUAUCGACUAUCGGGAUCGUCUUUGCAAAUUUCACAGUCAACACAAACCAGAGGAUCUUAAGCAACUGAACAAGGAACUGAAGCAAUUUUUGUAUCACUCGACUGAAAUCAAUAUUCAUAUCUUGCGUUUAACUACGACAUAUCCAAAAAGCACGGCAGUUAAAGUUUUUUCGGCACUAAAAAUUUUUCGAGAUUUCCGGAAAGAAACUACUUAUUUGAUCGCGUCUUCAAAGCGGUUUGAAGACAUUGACGAGAUGGAUCGAUGGAAAAAAGCUCUAGAAGCUGGACCGUAUCGACUUUUAAUCAUCGUUUGCAAAGAUAGCGUUCAAUUUCAAGAAAUAUAUCACAAACUGAUUCUUCAUGAAGCAUUGAAGAAAAAAGUCAUCGUUAUCUGCAAAAAUCAUGAAUCGAACGCGUUGGACAAUGGCCAAUCAAAUACGCAAACAACAGCAGAUGGAUGGAAGGAAAUCAAAGAUCAUCCAUAACCAUUAUCGAUGUUCCAAUGUAUCCACAACAGCGUCGAACAAACAAUCAUGAAGCAUAUCGUCCUAUCUCUAAAUUGCUGACAGAGCCUUGCAACACAGAAAUCGCUGGCCUGUUCAUCUAAGGAAAAAUGAACGAAAAUGUUUUCUACUUUCAAAAGAUGGUGCCAAGAAGCUACGACAUUAUAAAAAACCAAAAGGUGCCUUCAAAUAACGAAGGCUUUUCCGCCUUAGUCGUACACCUUAGUCAAGUUUACCAGUCAAUCCUGCCAUCACGUAGAUUGCUUAAUCCCCAGCACAUAGCUGGGAUGCAGUUAUCUUUUCAUAAUUCGUUAUUAACUCUCUAUUCUGUUUAUCACCCUACCAAAGAUAUUGAUCCGUUGUUGGAAUCAGUUUCAACCAAUGCCAACAUGAUGCUUUAUACUAAUCCACCUGUUAAUCACACAAACGACCGAGAUUACUAGUGCAAAAACGUAGCAUCAUGAAACGGAGGCGACAUUCGACACGGAGCAAAUGUACACAUCAGUAACUUGGAACGCCUUGGGACUCAACGUGACAACUCAUGUUUUGGUUUUCGGUAGCGGAGAUUGCUCACGUUGCCAUUCGCAAAUCAAACGUUCAAUGUUUUUCAAACUGAAAUUUCAGUUUGAAAAUCAUCUUUCGCUACAUCGCCAUCGCAUGAGUACCUUGCGCCGCGAUGAAAUCUUCACUAGAAAAUAUAAAUUCCUUAUAAUUCGUGCAUUUGCUUCCAGGGGGCACCACGCCAAGAUAGUGUUCCCGACACACCACUGACAGUAUUCUUUUGAUUAGAUUUAUUUGUUGAAUUACCUGAAUAUUGUUUUCAAUCGCAUAAUUUACACUAUAUAAGAUAUUCCAAUAUUUACUCUUUUUAAUGGGAAAAUUUUUGUUUUAUGAGUGAUCUAUUUCAGAUAUUUACUAGGCCAAUGUGAC
Daphnia carinata is the source of this 3884-nucleotide messenger RNA. RefSeq lists its product as uncharacterized. Gene Ontology annotation, biological process: protein phosphorylation. The record is from RefSeq and is a predicted model, not a curated record. The coding region runs from base 111 to 2936 and encodes 941 amino acids. NCBI's taxonomy places the organism in Eukaryota, Metazoa, Arthropoda, Branchiopoda, Diplostraca, Daphniidae. The transcript has 5 exons. Gene Ontology annotation, molecular function: ATP binding; protein kinase activity.